This is a messenger RNA of Trifolium pratense (red clover), 2881 nucleotides long. RefSeq lists its product as uncharacterized. Gene Ontology annotation, molecular function: catalytic activity. The record is from RefSeq and is a predicted model, not a curated record. The transcript has 7 exons. The coding region runs from base 668 to 2623 and encodes 651 amino acids. Lineage: Eukaryota; Viridiplantae; Streptophyta; Magnoliopsida; Fabales; Fabaceae.
AAUGAGAUUUUUCUAGGACGAAUCUUUUGUGAGAUCCCCAAGUUUCAUUUUCAGUGGAGAUAACUUUUAGCCAGAUUUUAUUCACCUUGUGGCCGAACUCUAGAUUAUCGGCCCUUCUCCUAAGAACUAAAGAGUUAAAAUCAAAAAACUAAUUUUAUUUAUUUGCGGACAAACUUUAGAUUUUUAGAUCAUCAUGAACUUUGGAUUAUCGGUGUACCGAAAAGAAUAGUAGAUUUAACACAAAAUUUUAAAAAAUAAAAUAAAAAAUGAUUAAUUAAAAAAAUAAAAGAGAGUGCGACGAAGAAAACCAGAAAGGGAAGAGAAGAGAAAGAGAAGAAAGCAUUCAAUUUCAAAACGAACUCGUUUGAAGAAUAUUUACGGAGAAGGCUUUUGUUCCCACCGGAACCCUAACCGAUCUCCGUCAACCACCGCCAUCUAUGGCGUUCUUCUCCGCCACAGUUACACAAUCGCUUCAGCAACUCUGAACUUCCCUUCCUCUAUCUUCCGGUCACCGGAAAUGGCUAACGAACCACCUUCCGAGAACCUUACGCCGGUAUCGGAAACGGUUAGAGUUGGUUAUCGGAUAAUAAUAAUAACUAAUUAAGUAUUCUUUUGAGGCGAUCGUAACUAACCGUCCGUCAGUCCCGGAGAGGUUGUUAGGGCGGUUAUGGCGAAGGGAGGACAAUGCUUGUUCGAGAAGAUUCGGAGGUGUAUUCGGACGGUUUUCUUUGUUAUUGCAUUGGUUGUUUCGCUUAUUGUUACGUCGCUUCCGGUGGUUGUUGCGGUGGUGGAUAUUCUUGUUCCGUUUGUUUUGAUCUCAAAUUUUACUUGUGUUAAAUGCUAUAGUUUUAAAGAGCAUUUUUACCGUUACUCUUUCAAGAGUUCUUUGAUGGAUAUUCCUCUUGUUUCGCUCUUAAGAUCCUUCAUCAUUAUCUGUGUUUAUUCGAUUUGUGAUGGCCCUGCUCUUUCACACGGUCCUUACCUUGGAACUGUGACUCUGUGUUCCUUUUCCUCAAUUGUUCUACUUUCAGUCAAAACUUGUGUUUUCACUGUAAAUUCACAGAUUGAAGCUGAAGCUUCAGUAGCUUCUGUAAAAAGGCAGAGACUCCAUUUGAAGAAAUCUUGGGGAAUGCCUGUGUUGUUUCUUUCGUCGGUUGUGUUUGCUCUUGGUCAUACUGUUGUUGCUUAUAGAACCAGCUGCAGAGCACGAAGAAAGUUAUUGUUUCAUCGCGUUGACCCUGAAUCUGUCCUAUCAUGCAAAAGUGUUUUCUCUGGCUAUCCGAAGGUCCCUCGUUCUCCUACUCCUUCUGGGGGAAGAACCCCAAAAAGUGACAGUGAAAUGAGGCGGAGACCUUUUGGGACAUCUCGUGAUGAAGAAUUGCAGGCAAGAUUACUUGCAGAUUCAGACAGCUUUUUCAUUACAUGCCAAGGACUUUCUCUUCAUUACAAGCUCAGCUUACCUGGUUCACCACCUCCACAUACUUUGUCAUCAACAUCUUGUGUUGAAUCAAAUUCUAGUUACAGCAUUUCAUCAGUGACUGGAGGGUUGGAGAAGUUGGAUGGUCAUCGGUUAGAUAUAUCUCCGAAGAUAGAGUCGCAUCUAUACCGGAGCUAUAGCAAUCAUAUCAGUGGAUCAUCUCUAUAUGCCCCUCUACUAGAUAGUAAUGCAACUUCUGUUUUUUCUGAAGAUAUCCCUAUUUUUCAUCUAGAUGGUAUUUCCGAAGAAAAUGGAACUAGCAAAUUGGAUUCUUUACCCUUGGAGAAAAGUAUUGGCCAAUUAGGUGUUGUAUUCAUACAUGGGUUUGGCGGAGGAGUUUUCUCCUGGAGGCAUGUGAUGGGGUCUCUAGCUCGGGAGAUUAAUUGCGCAGUUGCUGCCUUUGAUCGGCCUGGUUGGGGACUAAGUUCAAGGCCGCGUCGGGAGGACUGGGAAGCAAAGGAAUUGCCUAAUCCUUAUAAGCUUGAUAGUCAGAUUGACCUGCUUUUAUCAUUCUGUUCUGAGAUUGGAUUUUCGUCAGUGGUGUUAAUCGGUCAUGAUGAUGGAGGAUUGCUUGCUCUUAUGGCUGCACAAAGAGUUCAAACAUCAAUGAGUUUUCAUAAUGUUACUAUAAAAGGGGUUGUAUUGCUAAAUGUUAGCUUAUCAAGGGAAGUUGUUCCUUCCUUUGCAAGAAUCCUCCUGCAUACCUCACUUGGAAAGAAGCAUAUGGUUCGACCUCUACUAAGGAUGGAAAUCACUCAAGUGGUGAAUCGGCGUGCUUGGUAUGACGCUACCAAAUUGACUACAGAUGUUUUGGAUCUCUAUAAGGCUCCACUAUCUGUUCAAGGAUGGGAUGAAGCUGUUCACGAGAUUGGUAAAUUGUCAUCUGAAACCAUACUUUCAGCAAAAAAUGCAGAAUCGUUGCUACAAGCUGUAGAAGACAUCCCUGUGUUAGUUAUUGCAGGUGCUGAAGAUUCCCUUGUCUCCUUAAAAUCUUGUCAAGCUAUGGCCUCAAAACUUGAAAAUUCUAGACUGGUUGCAAUAUCUGGAUGUGGCCAUUUACCCCAUGAAGAGUGUCCAAAGGCAUUGCUUGCAGCUAUAUCACCCUUCAUUAGUAGACUCCUGUCCGCAUCUGACUCACAAAGCUAAUAAGUUUCCUUCUUUUAAUGAUUUUGCGUAGGGUAUCCUUUUUUUUUUUUUUUUUUUUAAACUUCAAGAGAAAGAGAUUAAAUUGUCAUCUUUUCUCUGGGAGUGUUUUUGAUGCGUUAGUUUUAGGGGUUUUGAUCUGUGUAUUUUCUCCAUCUUUUCUGCCUUCCUUAGUUGUCAAUAUUAUGCAUGGGAAGACAACUUACAUUUGUAAAUUCAUCAUCAGAUUGAGAACGAAUAUAAUUUAGCACCGUUUGUUUC